UCUUCAUUCUUCAUGGCUCUCUUUCUCUCACUUCUUCUCAUUCUGUUGUUUCAUUCAACCAAUGCUGACUGGCCACCUUCUCCUGGCUACUGGCCAAGCUCUAAAUUUAGGCCUAUGAGCUUUUAUAACGGGUUUAGAAAUCUUUGGGGUCCUGGCCAUCAAAGUUUAGACCAAAAUGCACUAACAAUCUGGCUUGACAGAACCUCAGGAAGUGGAUUCAAGUCAGUUCGUCCUUUUCGUUCUGGUUACUUUGGAGUCUCUGUUAAGGUUCAACCUGGUUACACAGCAGGGGUCAUAACAGCUUUCUAUCUAUCAAACAAUGAAGCUCAUCCAGGAUUCCAUGAUGAAGUGGACAUAGAGUUCCUUGGAACUACAUUUGGGAAACCUUAUACUUUACAGACCAACGUGUAUAUUAGAGGGAGUGGUGAUGGCAAAAUCAUUGGAAGGGAAAUGAAGUUUCAUCUUUGGUUUGAUCCAACCCAAGAUUUUCAUCACUAUGCCAUUUUUUGGAGUCCUAAGGAGAUCAUAUUCCUAGUGGAUGAUGUGCCCAUAAGGAGGUAUCCAAGGAAGAGUGCUGAAACAUUUCCUCUAAGGCCAAUGUGGGUUUAUGGUUCAAUAUGGGAUGCCUCAUCAUGGGCAACUGAAGAUGGAAAAUACAAAGCUGAUUAUAAAUACCAACCAUUUGUUGCAAAGUUCACCAAUUUCAAAGCAGAUGGUUGCUCCGCCUAUUCGCCGGCUCGGUGCCGGCCAGUCUCCGCCUCGCCUUUCCGGUCCGGUGGGUUAACCAGGCAGCAACAUAGAGCAAUGAGAUGGGUUCAAAGAUACCAUAUGGUCUAUAACUAUUGCAGGGACCCCAAAAGGAAUCAUGCCUUAACCCCAGAGUGUUGGAGCUAGUGAACUUUAUAACAGUUCACUUAAAGUUUUUACUUCUCUUGUGAAAUAAUUUUAUCUUAAGAUGGAUCCCACAAGUUUUUUUUUUUUUUUCUUACUCCUUUCCUUUUUUAAUAUAAUAAAAUUUGAUUGAAUUUCAGUGUCUGAAAUGAGUGAUUGCC
This is a messenger RNA of Durio zibethinus, 1052 nucleotides long. Its product is annotated as putative xyloglucan endotransglucosylase/hydrolase protein 32. Gene Ontology annotation, molecular function: hydrolase activity, hydrolyzing O-glycosyl compounds; xyloglucan:xyloglucosyl transferase activity. Lineage: Eukaryota; Viridiplantae; Streptophyta; Magnoliopsida; Malvales; Malvaceae. Gene Ontology annotation, cellular component: cell wall; apoplast. The record is from RefSeq and is a predicted model, not a curated record. Gene Ontology annotation, biological process: cell wall biogenesis; xyloglucan metabolic process.